AUGGCGGCUGCGGAGAUCCGUACUGGAGGUGGGAGCGUGGACCCGGAAACGCUGUACUCGAGACAGAACUGCAUCGGUGGUGGCAGCUUUGGAAAGGUGUAUAAAGGAGUCGAUCGACGGACUGGCCAAGCGGUGGCCAUUAAAAUUAUCGACGUCGAAAACGCCGAGGACGAAGUCGAAGACAUUAUUCAGGAGAUCUCUAUCCUAUCAGAGCUCCACUCGCCCUAUGUCACGAAAUAUCACGGGUCAUUCCUGAAGGGGUCGGAUCUCUGGAUCAUAAUGGAGUUCUGCUCGGGUGGGAGUUGCGCGGACCUCUUAAAGCCAGGCCUGAUUGCUGAAGAGUAUAUCACUAUAAUCAUAAGAGAGCUUUUGAUGGGACUGGACUACUUGCACUCGGACAAAAAGCUACACCGAGACAUCAAAGCUGCCAAUGUACUCCUCGGAGCGAACGGCCAGGUUAAAUUGGCAGAUUUUGGUGUGUCUGGGCAGCUCUCUGCCACCAUGACCAAGAAGAACACCUUCGUAGGCACGCCGUUCUGGAUGGCCCCUGAAGUCAUCAAGCAGUCAGGCUAUGAUCACAAGGCAGACAUCUGGUCUCUCGGUAUUACCGCUCUCGAACUGGCCAAAGGGGAGCCGCCUUACUCUGACAUUCACCCAAUGAAAGUUCUGUUUUUGAUACCCAAGAAUCCGCCUCCAACCUUGCAAGGAGAUUUUAGCAAAGCUUUCAAAGACUUUGUCGAUCUUUGCUUGAAACGUUCUCCCCAGGAGAGGCCGACAGCCAAAGAGUUGCUGAAGCAUCCGUUUGUUCGUCGAGCAAAAAAAACCACGUAUCUUACAGAGCUCAUUGAACGACACGAGCGAUGGCAAGCUGUGCAUGGAGAUCAAGAUUCAGAUGAUGAAAGCGAUGAUUCAAGUCAAGAGAGUCAACAUCCCAGAGCCGACGAUGAAGACCUAUGGGAUUUUGGCACUGUGAGACCCGCAGGUGGUAGAGGUGCUGGUCUAAAACCUAUGAAUGAUUCUGCAGCGAAUACAAGGGCAUAUAACGGGUCAGCGUCCGGCCCAUUCCAUAGAAGUCCGGAGCGGAAGUCUCGCGACGAUGACUGGGAUAAUCCGUCUCAGACCCUCGAGGAUACUGUUAAAAUUACAUCCCCAUCCGGUCAGCCGCGUGGCUGGUCACCGCAGAGGAAACCCUUAGUGACUACUGGGCCAGUGUCACCUGGCAUUGCAGCCAAAGAACCGCUCCCAUCAUCACCAGCAAAACCUCUACCAAACAAACCAUCUCUUGUGCAGACACCAUUACGUCCUGCACCUGCAUCACGCACACCCCAGGACAAACAUUCACAGACAUCCGAGAAUGAUAGAGAAGUGCGACCAUCACUAGCUAAAGAUAUGGAAAUCCUCAAUUUGGGUCCUGCCCUCAAUGCUGCGCUCAGAUCACCUCCAUUCAAGCGUGACCAGGACCGUUCACCAACGGCAAAAAAUGCGCCUACGCAUUACGAUUCAAAGUACAGCCUUCCAGAAAUUCCACCCUAUCACUCGACUCCUGAAACCGAUGUCCAGUCUCUCCAAACCCUCCCAGCUCUAGCGUACAAUCCCAAUCAGAAGCGUGGUGAACAGCAUUACUCACCCUCCGUCCAGCAGCAGCCUCUGCCCACCAGUUCGUUUGAGGACUUUCUAGCUUCCAAGCAUUCGUCGCCAUCGCAAUCCAAGUACCAUGAUCGCGACGCAGGGGACCCUCGCAAAUCCGGUGACUCGACCAGCUUUCCAGCUCAAGAUCCGAACCGAGAACCUACAGCCUCAUCAGCAGUGCUCAUCCCCGCCCUCAGCGCAGCCCUCGAGCGUCGCACCCACAUUCUCAACGAGUCCUUGCAAGAGAACGCGGACAAGGCUCGCACUGCGACGAACGCAGAGCUCGAUGCCAUGGAUCAGAAGGACCAAAAGCGCAAGAGAGCGCAUGAGAAGCUAAGGAAGUACGUGAUGAAGGCGGCGGGGGUCUUUGCCGAGAUCGAGAAGUGGGACAGGGAGGAGCAGGUGGGAAUGGGAGGCGAGGUGCAAGAGUUCAUGGAGGGUUUCCUGGAGGAGAUUCUAUUCAGGGUGGAUGAUUCGCCUAUCCCCGAGGGGAAGGGGGCAUAG
This is a messenger RNA of Letharia columbiana, 2133 nucleotides long. RefSeq lists its product as uncharacterized. The transcript has 4 exons. Gene Ontology annotation, biological process: protein phosphorylation. Bases 1 to 2133 code for a protein of 710 amino acids. Lineage: Eukaryota; Fungi; Ascomycota; Lecanoromycetes; Lecanorales; Parmeliaceae. The record is from RefSeq and is a predicted model, not a curated record. Gene Ontology annotation, molecular function: ATP binding; protein kinase activity.